Messenger RNA from Ostertagia ostertagi, 189 nucleotides. The record is from the annotation of a GenBank genome assembly. Lineage: Eukaryota; Metazoa; Nematoda; Chromadorea; Rhabditida; Trichostrongylidae.
AUGUUUCGCUGUACACAAUCUACUUCUCAUGUUCUUCGCAAAACAAGUGUGCGUUGGAUCACAAAAGCAAAUCCUGGUGAUAAAAUUGUGCAAAGGGACGAGAUGAAACGAUUUAUGGUUGACAUCAUGAAGACACAAAAAGUGAAUCCAUCGCAUGCUGAGCAAUUAGCUGACGUUCUUCUUGAAGCA